AUGCAGUAUCUCUUUCAACGUCGACUUUGCCAACGAUGCAGAUGCAGAUACAGAUACAAAUACAAACCAGGCACAGAUACCGAUUUUGAUGUCAGUGCUGCUGUACUUACUGCAGUUGCUGCUGUAGACGCUGUUGUAAAUGGUGACAGUAGUGUUGUUGGUGGCGAUGUCGGUGAUAGUGAUUGCGAUGAUGGCGAUAGCGAGGAUGGUGAUGAUGACGGUGAUGGUAAUGGUGUGGCGGUGAUGAUGAUGUCGAGGAUGAUGACGUUGGAUGAAGCAAUUACUACAAUAGAAUCAUUAUAA
Enterobius vermicularis (human pinworm) is the source of this 303-nucleotide messenger RNA. NCBI's taxonomy places the organism in Eukaryota, Metazoa, Nematoda, Chromadorea, Rhabditida, Oxyuridae. The record is from the annotation of a GenBank genome assembly.